AUGCGUAAAGUAAGAGGAAAAACUUUUGCCGAAAGGAUGUUGCAUCGUAUAUUCUGUUUGCUGGCUUUGCUGCUGAGUGUUGUUGUCUGUGUUUCUGUGUCAGCUCAGGGGGUUUCUCAUUCUCAAGCACCUUCUCAUGGUUCAGUUAACGCUGCUGCUUUUUCGCAUCUCGGUGGUCCUACUGAUGUACAGCUAGGCUCUCACGGUUCUGGUGUUCCUCCGCACCCUAGUGCUCCUCAUGCUGCUAUUCCUGGUGCUCCUGGUGUUGGUCCUGUUCCUCCUGCACGUGUUGGCUCUCAUCCUGGUGGAGCCGAAGCCGUUGCUGGUGUGCCAGGUAUUGAUAAACCUCAAGUUGAUGUUCUUGUUUCUCCAGAAAAUCCUGGCUCUUACCCUGGUCCUGGUUUUACGUAUGAUAAUUGCACUUCCAUUAUUACUGGUGAUAAUGGCAAGAGGAAUAACAGUCAUUGUGUUCCGGAAUCUUCCACAACCUCUCGUGUUGCCGCUACUGUUAACCAGGCUCCGGGUGCUGGUAAGGUUCCCGUAACAAGUGAGUCCUUUACUAAUGCUGCUAUUCCUGGGCAUCCUGAUUUUUCUGGUUUUAAGGAAAGAGCUCUACAAAGACAACCUGAUGCUGGUGCUGGCGGUCAAAUGGGGCCAGGGGUUGGACUUGCCCCUGGCGUUGCUGUUAAUCUUCCACAAGGUGAAAGGGCUCAACCUCCUGUUCGUGGUGAAGCCCUGGUACGUGAUACCGAUUCUCUUGAUGCAUCUCCACAGACUCCUUCUAAUACUGUUGGUGUACGUAAUCAUGGCGCAGUUGGUGCUAAUGCUGUUGCUGCUAUUCCUGGAUUUCCUGGUGGUUAUUCUGAUGCUGGUAUUGCUGCCACCACUCUUAUUUCUCCUACAACGCCACUUGGUUCUCACCCCGGUGCUGGUCCUGUCGUUUCUCAGGAUAAUGGACAAGUAUCAGGUUCUGCAAACACACAAAGUGGAGAGAGAGAUAAUCACGCAGAGAAUACUAUGGAAUCAUCAACUUCUGAAGUAAAGGUUGCAACGGCUAAUCCAGGAAAGGGAAAAGAAAACGAAGUAGAAAGUGAUGUGCAGCCUCCUUCACAAACUUCCACUGCACCUCCAAAAGGUAAAUCAACAAGGGAGAAUUCUACUACAGCCAGUACUAAGGCAUCACCUUCAACCCCCACCACCACCACCACAACAACAACAACACUUCCUCCUGAGCCUGCAAACAACAAGAAGGGCGAUGCAGACAGCAGCAGCAGUAUCAGCAGUUCUGUGUGGGUGCGUGUACCACUACUGAUUGUGGUUACACUGGCCUGUAUUCAUGUGUGCUGA
Molecule: messenger RNA, 1347 nt
Organism: Trypanosoma theileri
Lineage: Eukaryota; Euglenozoa; Kinetoplastea; Trypanosomatida; Trypanosomatidae
Exons: 1
Coding region: 1-1347 (448 amino acids)
Source: RefSeq, a predicted model, not a curated record